Molecule: messenger RNA, 3760 nt
Organism: Bactrocera oleae (olive fruit fly)
Lineage: Eukaryota; Metazoa; Arthropoda; Insecta; Diptera; Tephritidae
Product: synaptic vesicle glycoprotein 2A
Biological process (GO): transmembrane transport
Cellular component (GO): membrane
Molecular function (GO): transmembrane transporter activity
Source: RefSeq, a predicted model, not a curated record
AGUCUGUGACAGUUAUCGCUCUGAUUCGGUAUGCCUUGGGUGAGCUCUUGUUACCCUCAACAUCGCUAAACUGGGUUACUAAUCUAUCGCGUGCGCGGGUUUAGUGACUAGUGUUAGUCUCUUGACAACAAGUGGAUAAGUAUUUAAGUAUUAAUAUUGUGAUAAUAUUAUAUGAUUUGAAUGUGUGAAGUCUGCGCAUGCGCACACCGGUUUGUGAGUAGUCAAGUUGACAAGUGUUUUAUUAAAACAAAUAAAAUCGAUUAGCAAAGUUAGUAGGUCUCCAAGUCGCGGACUAGAGACGUGUUUCAAUCGUCGCGCUUAUCCGAUCGUUUGCAAAUAGCGUGUUUAUUUACUGGUUUACCCUCAAUUCCUCCAGCAAAUUGUUUUCAUUCUAAACAAAAUGGUACAAAGUGUAACCCCUCAAGAUGCCGCCACGGUAAACAAAUUUCAGGGACCAAAUGCCUACACGUUCAGUGACUGCUUGACAUUAACAAAGAUUGGAAAAUUUAAUUAUUUUUUAAUAUUCAUCUCCGGCAUGGUGAUGGCCACGCUGUUGCUGGAAACCUCCUCAAUGGGAUUUAUUUUACCGAUUGCACAAUGUGAUCUGCAAUUGACGAAUGUGGAUAAGGGUGUACUUAGCGCAAUCAGUUUUCUGGGUAUAAUAACGAGUUCUCAUUUGUGGGGAUUUUUGGCAGAUACGAAGGGUCGUCGCAAAGUGAUGAGACCUACACUGUUGGCCACAUUUACGAUUACAAUACUCUCAAGUUUCGCAAUCAAUUAUUGGGUUAUGGUUUUACUACGUUUCUUUAAUGGAUUUUUUUUGGCUAGCACUGCAACAAUCUACGCAUACCUCGGUGAAUUUCACACAGAUAAAACACGCUCACGAGCUAUUAUGGGAUCAGCAUUUAUAUUCGCUCUUGGCGCAAUGAUUUUACCAAUGAUCGCUUUUCUAGUCAUCAAUCGAGAUUGGGUUCUGCCUUUAUCAUUUCUGGGCAUAGAUUACAAGCCCUGGCGUCUGUUUAUAAUCGUAUGUGGCAUACCAGGAUUUCUUUGUGGAUUGUCACUUUUUGUAUUACCCGAAAGUCCAAAAUUUCUGCUUGCCAUUGGAGAGGAGAGCAAAGCUAUUGAAGUAUUGCAAAAAAUGCAUCGCUGGAAUGGUGGAAAGGAAGAGCUCAUUAUUACACAUAUUCUGCCCGAGGAUGACUCAGCAGUCUCAACAAUGAAAUUUAACAAUAACUUCGAUUCCAAUUCGAAUUUCGCACUAAUAUUUUUGCAAACGAUGUGGAACCAAACAGCACCACUGUUCCAACGGAAGUAUUUACGAAUCACAAUGAUCAUUUGCCAUAUACAAUUUUGGUUGUUUGUCGUCACCAAUGGCCUGUAUAUGUGGUUCCCGCAAACAAUUAAUAGUGUGGCGGCAUUCAUGCACGAACACCCAGGCGACCACAAACAAAUUUGUGAGAUUGUCUACGACCACCAAGAAAGCUUAUACAAUGCUGAUGGAACCAUCGCGUGCAUCGACAAGCUGGAAGACUCUACAUAUUAUUAUUCUUUCAUCAUGGAAAUAUUGUAUGCCAGCUCAUUCGCAUUUAUUGGCUUUGUCAUAAACCGUGUGGGAAAAAUAUUAAUACUUUUUAUUACGUUAAUAUUCUUCACAUCGUGCGGCAUAGUAUCGGUCUUCAUAGUCGAUCCAGCUAUAGCCGCCUACCUCUAUGUGCUCUUCUUCCUGGUAGGCGUGGCGAUCUAUGUGCUCAGUGCUGUUACAGUCGACUUGUACCCCACACACAUGCGCGCUAUGGCGGGUUGUAUUUCACUUAUGGUGGGCCGUUUGGGCAGUGUUGUCGGCGCUAAUAUAGCCGGCGCCCUGAUGAGUCAUUACUGUGAAUGGAACUUCUACAUCUGCUGCGGCGCUAUGUAUAUAUGCGCCUUUCUCGCACUCCUGCUGCCACGUAAGAGCCCCGAUGUGGCGAUCAAAAGUGAAUCGUGAUUGUUGGAUUAUAAUUUCUUAGUUUUUAGCGUGAUUUUAGUUAGACGUAUCUAGUACAGAAAUCAGUACAAGUAUAUGCGCAUAGAUUUAAACGAAUAUAUGUAUGUAUUAUUUAUUUCAUAGCUUAGUAACUUAAGUCAAGCAAAACGAUUAACCCAUAACCAUUUAACUAGAGUUUUGUAAUAGUGAUAUUAAAAUUUGAUCUGAAUAUAAGUUAAAUGAUUUAUAGCAUAGGUUAAAUAGACAUAGGUUUUUAUAACAAAUAAGGAUUUUUUGAUAUACGAUUAUGUUGAUUUAAAGGAAAAGAAAAUAAAAUUUAAAAAACAAACUUUUAAAAAUAUUCGUGACCAAAAUGUAAUUUAGACUUUAAUCACAUUGUAUCAGUGAAAGUCUUUUAAAAAAUAUUUUUGAAGUUUUUUAUGUACAACUUAUUGUUACUAAGUUAUGUUACAAUGGAGAACGGAAUCGUUUAUUAAAGUUUAUUUUGUAUUCUAAAGCAAAUUAGGAAGGAUAUGUAUGUAUUUGAAAACUAAUCGAACCCAACAUGAAGCGUUUUUAAGAAGUGUUUUUCCAAGCGAGUCUCAGUCACGGUUCGGACAAAAACAUGACCAUGAAGUUAGACGAAUCAUUUGACGAGAUAUCUGCACAAAAUUUGGAACGGAUCAUUAUCUACGAUAAUAAUGGAAUAUCCGAAGAAAUUGUUCGGAUCGGAUUAGUAUACAAGUGCUUGCCUGGAAACCUUUUUCAUUUGACGAGAUAUCUUCAUGAAAUUUGGAACAAAUUAUUAUUUAAAGCAAUAAUAGAAUCACUGAAAAAAUUGUUCAGAUCGGAUUACUAUAGCAUAUUGCUGUCAUACAAGCCGAACGAUCGGAAUAAAAUUCUUCUAAGGAACGUUUUGAAUUUGUGAAGGGUCCGGUGCAACCGAAGUUAAAGUUUUUGCUUGUUUUUUAAAUAAUAUAAGGCUACAAAAAAAAAUAUAUGAAAUUAAAAGCUCUUAAAAAAUUUUGGUUAAUUUCCUACAAACAAAAGAACUAUAACGAAUCAUAGCGAAAUUGGGGCUCACUAACUACCACCACUUAUACUCGUAUAGAAUCGGGACACAUCCUGUCAUAUUGCACUAAAAUUAAUGUUCAUUUUUGCUGUUCCUAUCACUGCACUAAAGUACUUUUUUUCUUUGUUUUAAGAUAUAGCUAAUUUUUAAGAGUAGUGAAGAACCAGCCAUCUCUCUUGACAAUCUUUUAAUGCUGACUGGGUGUACGGAAUAUAUGCGAGUCAGUACCGGUUCAUUGAUCAGAUUCAUUACAAUUGCUUAAAUAUUGACUUGAUAAAGUAAAUAAAUGCUAUUAGAAAGUUAGUAGAUAUUUGAUUGUACAACAAUAAUAACCAAAUUAGGUGUUUCGCAGGAUUGGUGCUUUUAAUUAAGACGCUCAGUGUUGCUUUAAUAAAUUUUCUUGUUUUUUAUAAAAUGGGUAAUUAUUUUUCAUAUAUGAAAUAUAAAUAAAGAGACGAUAUUUGAAAUUAGAUAACAUAAAUAUUUCUUGCACCGAAAUGUUAUUAUGAUUAUUUUAUGCACACAAAUGUGCUUCUCCACUUUAAGGUUCGAAGUAAAAAAACGAUAAAUUUAUCAAUAAAAUGAACAAGUUUGUUAAACGAGAAAAAAUUUGUAUUCGCUUUUGGUCUACUAAUAUGUGAUCAUAAAUGUUAUAAUGUUUGUAAAACAUCUCGAAAUUUUUUAAUUAAAAUACAUGAAUAAAAUUAAUGUGAAAUUUGAAA